GCAUUUGCAUUAUAUAGACUGUACUAGUCUAUUUUUUUUUUUUAUAGUGUACUACACUACUACUGUGGAUUCUUUGGUUUGGUUAAGUCUGAAUGAUUCGGAGUUCAGACUGUCCUGUCUGAUCUGGCAUCUGAAUACUACUCGAAAUUUACAGACAGUUACGAACUACGAAGCCGUUAAUUUAUUAAUCCCUGUACUUUAAAGAUGUCGAAAAAUCCGUUUGUGAACUGUAAGUCACGUAAACGAAGAAAGAUCAGAGUCCCAUCCAUCAAACCUAAAGAGAAAUUAUUCUGUCCACGUACCAUGGUAAGGUAUGAUGGAUCGCACAGUGAUUAUCCAACGAAAUGGAUAUGUAAAAUGUGUCUGAAAUGCAUCUUAAGUGAAGAAGCCGUAACAAGUCAUUUGACCAAUUGCAGUGGUCAAUCUAACCGAGCUAUACCUCCCAAAGUAACGAAAAAAAAUGAAGAUACUCGUUACAUAUGUGAGUAUUGUAACAAGGUAUUUUCAAGGCGUGUUACGCUAAAGAAGCACUUGGAACAACAUGAAAAAUCAUCUAGCAGUCUAGACUCAGAGCUAUCUGACAAUGAAGUUGAAGAUACUCCUUUAAUAACAGAACAUGGAAAUGACGAUAACGACAAACCUGAGGAGGAAAACCCAUUCAAUAACAUUGAGUUGAUUUAAUUUUGAUUUAUUCGUAUUUGUUUUGAUUUUUUAUUAGAUAUUAUUUUUUUUUUGAAAAUUCCUUACAGCCUGCAGUUGUUUAAUUCUGAAUAAUUCAUUAUUAUUUGUGAUUAGUAUCUAUAUAUUUAACUUUGAAUUGUGUUGAGAACUGAUUCAAUUAUUUUAAACUUUUUUAUAGAUUUUAUUUCCGCAACCGUACAUUAUUACUCAGCAUAAUAUAAUUUGAUUUUUAUUUCAUUA
This is a messenger RNA of Metopolophium dirhodum (rose-grain aphid), 921 nucleotides long. RefSeq names its product zinc finger and SCAN domain-containing protein 10-like. Lineage: Eukaryota; Metazoa; Arthropoda; Insecta; Hemiptera; Aphididae. The transcript has 3 exons. The record is from RefSeq and is a predicted model, not a curated record. Bases 205 to 681 code for a protein of 158 amino acids.